UGAAACUCACAUGUCUGCACAACAAGGGCUUUUCUAAGGGUUUGGUUCCUGCUCAUUGAGUCUCUUCUUACUUUGGAACCCAAAUGGGGUUCUGGGGGUUGUAAAUUUCGUAGACACCAUUUUGGGUGGUGUUGUGGUUUCCAGAGACAACUCCCAAAAUUCUCACUUGGUCGUGUUUUGACAUUGGAGAUGUUGGAUGUCAUAUUGAGAAGCUUGAGUUACCCACCCCAGACAUUAUUAGGUUGUGUAACUACUCCUAGACACUUAUGCAAAGCAAGGUCAUCUUCAGUUAUUUUGAAUGCAGAUGAAAGUGGGAAAUUUUCUCAGAAGCUUCAUGGCUCAAACCUUGCUUCAGGAAGGGGUGAAUCUGUUACUCCUUUUAUCAGUCAGAGGAGUAGUGUUGGUAUAAUUGGAGGGGUAUCUGUUAAUGCCACCCUCAAAUUUUUAAGAAAACUUGUGGUGUUGAGUUCAGAAGAUGGAGGAAAUUCCAUUCCUUUUGUACUUUGUUCGGAUCCUUUGUUAAAUAAAGAGCUUCUGUCCUAUGAAAGGGGUUACUUUGUUUCUAACACAAGUAAAGCGGAAAGUUUGAAACUGGAUUUAUCUCCAAUUGUGCAGAGUCUUAUAAAUAAGAGGGUUUUUCUUGAGAAUUCUGGGGCUCGUUGCAUAGUGAUGCCUUGUAACGUGUCACAUUCUUGGUAUGAACAAGUAUCCAAGGGAUGUUCUGUUCCUUUUCUUCAUAUGGCCGAGUGUGUAGCCAAGGAGCUCAAGGAAGCCAAGUUAAAGCCAAUUGAAGCUGGUAGUCCUUUGAGGAUUGGAGUGCUCGCAACAAAUGCAACUCUAGCAGCUGGUUUUUAUGAGGAGAAGCUUCGGAAUGAAGGCUUUGAGGUUGUACUGCCUGAUAGAGCAACUAUGGAGCAUACAGUUAUACCUGCAACUGAAGCUUUGAACAGAAAGGACAUGGAAGGGGCAUGCAAUCUAUUGAGAAUUGCACUUCAAGUUCUUUUGGUCAGAGCAACUAAUUCUAUUAUCCUUGCUUCUGAUGAUAUGCGUGAUCUCUUGCCCCAAGAUGAUCCUCUUCUCAAGAAAUGUAUUGAUCCAAUGGACGCCUUAGCCCGGUCAACUAUCAAAUGGGUAAGAUCCUCUGGAGAUAAUACAUGAACAAGAACAACAACAGAAAGGAACUGUUGUAUUUCAUUAUGUAUCAAUAUUCUUCUGAUCUCAUUGAUAUUGUGCAUCUCACUAAUGCAAACUUUUGUAUUCACCAAUAUUGUAAUCAAGCCAAAGAUGU
Gastrolobium bilobum is the source of this 1288-nucleotide messenger RNA. RefSeq lists its product as uncharacterized. Gene Ontology annotation, molecular function: amino-acid racemase activity. The transcript is spliced from 2 exons. Bases 190 to 1158 code for a protein of 322 amino acids. The record is from RefSeq and is a predicted model, not a curated record. Lineage: Eukaryota; Viridiplantae; Streptophyta; Magnoliopsida; Fabales; Fabaceae.